UGUGCAACAGGUUGAUUUCCAAACGAAGCAGACAUGGCGAGGUUUAUUUUAAAAUCGUUUUUCAUCAUUAUUUUACUCUCAUAUUUAACCCUUUUUAAUAACAUUAAUUUUAUCACAGCCAACGACUCUUGGCUUUGGCCCAAUGAAGUAGAUAAUCAAAUUGACCCACGUCCGUCUUGGACCGAGAAACCGUCUCCGCCGUCUGAUGAUAAAGGCCUUAGCCUACGACAAGAGGGUGCUGAUAUUAUUUAUCAAGAUAACCCUAUGCUUGUAGCAACGUUAAGCCCCAUCAGAAAUUCUUCCGUCUGGCACAGACUAAAUCCAAGCCCUAAGAAGCCUACGGCUAUCUUGGCCGAACCAACCGGCAACGGCAGCUUUGCCAACUCUAAGAAAUUACAGUUCAUCACUAAUAAAAAUCCUGUGAAUAUGGACCUUCACAAACGCCCAUUGAUUGAUGUCAAAGACUGGAUAUUCCCAGAGGAAAUUUCAGAACGAAAGUCGGAUUUAAAAUGUGCAGAGUACAGUAAAGCAAUAGAAAAACGGGACGUAUGGAUUCUUGCCGGUACCUGGUCUUCGCCCGUAUCGACGAGAAAAACUAAUCGCCAAAACUGUAGGGCACUGCACAAUCCUCUGAUUAUUGGAGGACUUACUGCUCGUCCAGGUGAACUUUCUCACAUGGUCGCACUCGGCUGGCUAUCCGAGAACAAUGAAGCGACCUUUCUUUGCGGAGGCAGUCUGAUAUCCAAUCAAUGGGUAAUCACAGCUGGUCACUGUACUCACGGAUCUUCAGGUCCCCCGAAGAUCGUACGCAUUGGGGCUCAUCAUUUGGGCGACGACACAGCUGGGAAAGUGAUAGGGGUGCGGGAAAUUGUUAGACAUCCAUCUUACAAACCUCCUGCAGUCUAUGCUGACUUGGCGCUUCUGAAACUGAAUGAAACCGUGAGAUUUGGGCCGAAUAUAAAGCCUGCGUGCUUGUACACCGAGUUUGAUACUACCCCGAUCCAAGCUUGGGCGAGUGGCUGGGGUGUAACGGGGAUUGGCGAAGAGCCUAGCGACGAUCUGUUGAAAGUUCGUCUGGAUAUUGUGGGCAAUGUGGACUGUGCUCUGCGAUUGAAUCGUUCAAUCGCUAUUCCGAGGGGGAUUGUGCCGAGUAUGUUGUGCGCCGGAGAUGUCAACGGAGGGUGGCAGAGCGAUACCUGCCAAGGAGAUAGCGGGGGUCCUUUGCAAAUAUUGCAUCCUAAGCAUAAAUGUCUCUAUCAAAUAGUUGGCGUUACGAGUUUCGGCCGUUUAUGUGCACUCAAAGAUUCACCGGGCGUUUAUACAAGGAUAUCUCACUACCUGGACUGGAUAGAGAGGGUUGUUUGGCCUGACAAAAAUCGUUAGAGGAAAUACAUCGACAUGAUUUGGCUGUUUUCGUUUCAAUACCUGCAGCGGUUCUUUAACAAUCAAACAAAAACAGAAAACAGUUGUGUUGUUUGACGAGAAAACAUGAUGUUUACCAUACAAACAUCUGUAAGGAAAUGCUUGGAAAAACUACUGCUUAACUAUGUUUUAAUUACUCUGUGUUAAAUUGUUUCUCUAGAAUCAAUUUACAAUGUGGGUAGAUGGAUAAUUAAUAUAUUGCCGAACGUCAUUGCUGUCGAGUAAUGUAAAAUAACAAUGGAAAACAAUUUCUUGAACGGAAAAAAAUAUAUGCAGAUUAUUUUUAUAAAAUU
Diprion similis is the source of this 1715-nucleotide messenger RNA. RefSeq names its product serine protease snake-like. Gene Ontology annotation, biological process: proteolysis. The coding region runs from base 34 to 1383 and encodes 449 amino acids. NCBI's taxonomy places the organism in Eukaryota, Metazoa, Arthropoda, Insecta, Hymenoptera, Diprionidae. Gene Ontology annotation, molecular function: serine-type endopeptidase activity. The record is from RefSeq and is a predicted model, not a curated record. The transcript has 6 exons.